This is a messenger RNA of Ostreobium quekettii, 1896 nucleotides long. The record is from the annotation of a GenBank genome assembly. NCBI's taxonomy places the organism in Eukaryota, Viridiplantae, Chlorophyta, Ulvophyceae, Bryopsidales, Ostreobiaceae.
AUGUUGCAGAUGCGCUUGCCAGAGCACUUGGUGAGCCUGGAUGACAAGGUGCAUGCAGUGCAAGACAUCAUGAAUCAUGUCGACACAGAAGUUGUUGUGCUUGUAGGCAUGGGCGGAAUAGGCAAGACAACACUGGCAAAAGCUGUGUAUGAGAGUGAGCGGUCUAGGAAUAAUUUUGAUGAGAUCGCUUGGGUAACGAUGGGAAGAGAUCCAAACAUUCUGCAGUGCCUGCAGCAGAUAUGGGCACAAUUGGUAUCCUCAGAACGGAAUCCCAGCUGUUCCAACAUGGAAGAUCUAAAGUCGGAACACUUGAGCACCCUGAAAAAGAAGUGUGUGCUGCUGGUGUUGGAUGAUGUGUGGUCAGUCAACAGCUUGGAGAAACUGAAGAUCACAGUGAGCAAUGGGGAUAGCAGAUUGUUGGUGACAUCAAGAGACAUGAAAGUUGCAAGAGGCGUGGGUGCCAAGGUGUAUGAUGUUGGGCUCCUGGACAAAAACUCUUCUUUGGAACUCUUUUGCAAAUGUGCUUUUGGCAUGCCUGGCAUCCCUGAUGAGAAGGUGAAGUACAGGCCAUUUGUUGAGCAGAUGGUGAUGCAGUGUGCCCAACUGCCUUUGGCUUUGCAAGUGGUUGGAUCAUUGGCGAGAGAAUUCCGUCAAUUGGCAGAGUGGGAGGCUGGCGUAAGCAGGCUGCAGCAAUCCAGAUCAUUGGGUGCAGUGUAUGAAGAUGACCUGCUGUCUGUGCUGAGGAUCAGCUAUGAAGACUUGGACGAUUUCCAAAAGGCCUUUUUCUUUUGUCUCGUGUGCUACCCUGAAGAUUCCCAUGUGAAGGUGUCAGAUUUGGUGGAGCAGUGGGUUGCUUGCCUGGACGUUGAGGCUGACAGCGAUGUGGAAGAUUGCUUCCUUGAUGGCUACACGAUUUGUUUGCAAUUAAUGGAUCGCUCACUGUUCAUGUAUGAUGCAGUACCCGAGUCUGCUGGAGAUGCAGAUAUGAUGAACAACACAUCUUGUUAUCUGCAUGAUUUUCUGAGGGAGGUGGGUUUGCGGUUGGCUAGCAAAGAUCGUCCGCUUGCUGCACGUGAGAAGCUGUUGUUUCCCAAUCUGCAUCAACUGCGUGACAAGACUGUCAUGGCAAGGCACUUGUCAACAUGUGGUGAUGCCUCAAAUUGCUGGCCUGAGGGCUUUGAAGCACCUUCGAUGGUUAGCUUGAUUUCAAGAGACUCAGGGCUUACAGCGCUGCCUUCAAAGUUGGUUUUGUCACCGCAUCUGAGGAUAUUGGACUUGUCAAGAUCUGCUAUUGGAGAGAUCUCGCCAAGCAUCCGAGAAAUUUCACUGUUGCAGGUCCUGAGGCUUGACGGAUGCAAUGGUGUAUCCAUGCUGCCAAAAGAAUUGACAGAUCUGUCACAUCUGACAGUGUUGUCACUUCGUGAUUGUCCAGGGCUGCAAUCCCUCCCAGAAUCUCUGGGGAAUCUAACGAGAUUGCACUCACUAUUCAUUGGUUGCCACAAGUUGCAGCAUCUUCCAGCAUCCAUAGUGAAUGCAACCAGAAUGAGGAGACUGGACUUGUCUGGCUGUGAAAUAUUGAUGUCCUUGCCGGAUGGCUUGGGACAAUUUUCCUACCUGCAAGUCCUUAGCUUGGCUGGUUGCAAGGACAUAACAAGCAUACCACAAAGUCUGGGCUUCAUCACUGGGCUGCAAGUGCUUUGUCUGAGUUGGUGCAGGGGCAUCACAGUGCUUCCUAAUGAAAUAGGGCUGUUGAGUCACCUUCAAACCCUGGAUCUGAGUGAGUGCAGGGGCCUCACGAGACUGCCAGAGAGUGUUACACAGCUGUGUGAGCUGCAGACACUGAAUUUGAAUGGGUGUUGGAGCCUCACAUGGAUUCCAGACCUUGAGCUGGUGUAG